Molecule: messenger RNA, 914 nt
Organism: Moneuplotes crassus
Lineage: Eukaryota; Ciliophora; Spirotrichea; Euplotida; Euplotidae
Source: the annotation of a GenBank genome assembly
GAAGAAACCUGUGCAGGCCUUGACCAAGUGGGAUGGUAAAAUUUGGGAUUUUAGGGGUAGGGAGGUGGAAUGAAGGGACGGGGGAUUUUGGGAGUGGAGGUUUUGGGGUUGAGUGGGUUUAGUGUUGAGGAGAAAGUAAAGAUGAAGGAGAAAGAAAUUGAGUUUGAAGUGUUUAAAGCGUUGUGGUUGAUGAUUAGGCAUGAAAAGUUGGAAACUGUUUAUUUAAAUUCUGUAUCGGAAAUUGAAGAAACAUCUUCGAAAUCAUUGAGUUUUGUUUUGACAAAGAAAAAGGAGAUAGACUUCAUUGAAUCUCUGCAGCCAUUUACACUUCCAAACUUUAAGAUUAUAAACCUUUACAAGCUCAAGGAGAAAGAUAAAAGGAUAAAAGAUUUUCUGAGUUCCUCUUUCCCCCAUAAAAUCGAAAAGAUGAUGGCUUAUCCGUUUAACUAUGCAAAUCAUACUUUUUCAUACUAUUUUGAUAAUAUUAUCAAGAUUAGUUAUAAAGUGCACAAGCAAAUGGUCUUAAGCAAUUUCUUGAUUAAUGUAAGACAGUUUGGAAGACUAAUCACUGCUUAUAAGCAUGUUCAAGAAUUUGGACUAACUUAUUGCAUACUUUCUACCCCUGUUGUGCCAAAUCUUUCUGGAACAAUGAAGAAUGCAAGGAUAAGCACUAUUGAUUUCUCUUACUCCGGAGCAGACUAUACUAGUGAUUGGAACAAGAACUCUCAAGAAUUUGAGAACCUUAUAGAAGGAUUAGGUAGUUCUGAAGAUUUAAGACUCUCCUUAAAACUAAUCUUGCUAGAUGAUUGAGGAAUACAAAAACACAACGCUGAUGAAAUUCUUCGUAACAAUCGUCUUUCUAAAAUAUUCAUACAUAUGUAAUAGAUCUAUCGAUGUAUAAAAUUCAAUCUUUA